Messenger RNA from Grammomys surdaster, 4517 nucleotides. RefSeq names its product SERPINE1 mRNA binding protein 1 (gene Serbp1). The record is from RefSeq and is a predicted model, not a curated record. Gene Ontology annotation, molecular function: mRNA 3'-UTR binding. The transcript is spliced from 8 exons. The coding region runs from base 93 to 1316 and encodes 407 amino acids. Lineage: Eukaryota; Metazoa; Chordata; Mammalia; Rodentia; Muridae. Gene Ontology annotation, cellular component: nucleus; cytoplasm.
CCGGCCAUCUUGUGGGAAGAGCUGAAGCAGGCGCUUUUGGCUCGGCGCGGUCCGCUGCAAUCCGUGGAGGAACGCGCCGCCGAGCCACCAUCAUGCCUGGGCACCUACAGGAAGGCUUCGGCUGCGUGGUCACCAACCGAUUCGACCAGCUAUUUGACGACGAAUCGGACCCUUUCGAGGUACUGAAGGCAGCAGAGAACAAGAAAAAAGAAGCCGGCGGGGGCGGCGUUGGGGGCCCCGGGGCCAAGAGCGCGGCUCAGGCCGCGGCCCAGACCAACUCCAACGCGGCAGGCAAACAGUUGCGUAGAGAGUCCCAGAAAGACCGCAAGAACCCGCUGCCCCCCAGCGUCGGCGUGGCUGACAAAAAGGAGGAGACGCAGCCGCCGGUGGCGCUUAAGAAAGAAGGAAUAAGGCGAGUUGGAAGAAGACCUGAUCAACAACUUCAGGGUGAUGGGAAAAUAAUUGAUAGGAGACCAGAAAGGCGACCACCUCGUGAAAGAAGAUUUGAAAAGCCACUUGAAGAAAAAGGUGAAGGAGGUGAAUUUUCAGUUGAUAGACCAAUUAUUGAACGGCCUAUUCGUGGCCGAGGUGGUCUUGGAAGGGGUCGAGGAGGCCGUGGACGUGGAAUGGGCCGAGGCGAUGGAUUUGAUUCUCGUGGCAAGCGUGAAUUUGAUAGGCAUAGUGGAAGUGAUAGAUCUUCUUUUUCACAUUACAGUGGCCUGAAGCAUGAGGACAAACGCGGAGGUAGCGGAUCUCACAACUGGGGAACUGUCAAAGAUGAAUUAACAGAGUCACCCAAAUACAUUCAGAAACAAAUAUCUUAUAAUUGCAGUGAUUUGGAUCAAUCAAAUGUGACUGAGGAAACACCUGAAGGUGAAGAGCACCCAGUGGCAGACACUGAAAAUAAGGAGAACGAAGUUGAAGAGGUUAAGGAAGAGGGUCCAAAAGAGAUGACUUUGGAUGAGUGGAAAGCUAUUCAAAAUAAAGACCGAGCAAAAGUAGAAUUUAAUAUCCGAAAACCAAAUGAAGGUGCUGAUGGACAAUGGAAAAAGGGUUUUGUUCUGCAUAAAUCAAAAAGUGAAGAGGCUCAUGCUGAAGAUUCAGUUAUGGAUCAUCAUUUCCGAAAGCCAGCAAAUGAUAUAACGUCUCAACUGGAGAUCAAUUUUGGAGACCUAGGCCGCCCAGGACGUGGUGGCAGAGGAGGACGUGGUGGACGUGGGCGUGGUGGUCGUCCAAACCGUGGCAGCAGAACUGAUAAGUCAAGUGCUUCUGCUCCUGAUGUAGAUGACCCAGAGGCAUUUCCAGCUCUGGCCUAACUGGAUGCCAUAAUACAACACUGGUUCCUUUGUGGACCCUCCUGUUCAAAGCUUUUGCAUGCUUAAGGAUCCCAAACAACUAAGAAUUAAAAAAAAAAAAAAGACUGUCAUUCAUACCAUUCACACCUAAAGACUGAAUUUUAUCUGUUUUGAAAACGAACUUCUCUAGCUACACAGAAGUAUCAAAUAUGUUAGUCAGUUUUGUAUUUAGAAAUGUAUUGGUAGCAGGGAUGUUUUCAUAAUUUUCAGAGAUUAUGCAUUCUUCAUGAAUACUUUUGUAUUGCUGCUUGCAAAUAUGCAUUUCCAAACUUGAAAUAUAGGUGUGAACAGUGUGUACCAGUUUAAAGCUUUCACUUCAUUUGUGUUUUUUAAUUAAGGACUUAGAUGUUCCUACAAUUACAAGCUGGUUUUAAAUAUUGGCCAUCAAAUACUGGUUUUAAUACCUGCUUUGCAUUUUCACACGUGGUCAGCUGGGACAUGUAAACUUCUGACUUAUAAGAUUUUAUGCUGUGUGGAAUACUAACCACUAUAUAUUUUAACUAUAUAUUUUAAUUUGGGAGUUGAAAAAUUUCUUUUCACAUCUUAUGAUAGCUGAUGUAUACUAAAUCUUUAUACAGAAAUGUCAGUACUUGAACAAAUUCAAAACAUAUUGGUUUAUUAACGUUUGGCUCAUGCAUGGUUUAUUAGGUUCAAAUUAUAUAUACCUGAUUCACCUAUAUUUACUUUUAAAAUGUACGGCUUCCUCAUUUUAAAAGUAAAACUAAACACUGCUUUUGGAACUUUGUAAGCUACUUAUUGUUGAUAGAUACAGCCUGUGUUCAGUGAAAUAGUUUUGUGGGUGUGGGUUUUACCUUUCCUUAAACAAGGUGGGCAGAGUAAGUUAAUGCCUAAUAGUUAACUUGUAUAAAGUAAUAAGCUAGCCAUUUGGUAUUUGUGUAUGAAAGACCCUGAAAUCAAAAUGUUUAUCCAUAAUCAACAAUCUUUAUUUGAUUUUAUAAAAACCAAAGGGCACUCAUUGGUAAGUGUGCUGAGAUGGAAAAGUAUCUUAACUUUUAGUAUUUCAAAGCCAGCUUUAAUUUGGAACAGCAACACCAUAAAAUUCAAAACAAGUUAUCUUGUUUAUGAACUUCCUAUAUGUUAUGAUACAGUCUUGAGUUGAUAGUGUUACAUAUCAGUUUCCAUUUCCUCCAUUAGAUAAUUAGGUAAUUGAUGGAUUCUUUGAACAGAAGCAUCAUUGCUUAUUAAAAAGGUAGAUAUGUAGAAUGGUUAAAAAAAAUCCAGGUUUUCUAGGGUAUUUUUAUUCACAUUUAUUGAUUAAAUAGGGAAGGAAUUUUAUUCAAAGCUUUAAAGACUAGUUAGUUGUCAUUUUUUUUAAAAAACCUGUUGUAAUUAUAAAAAUACUGGAGCUCUUUUGCUAGCUAGAUGAUUGGUUUCAUGUAUACAUCUAAAAGUUACUAUAUAAUACAUUUAUUCAUUGCAUUUAUUAAUCUUGUUGCCAGCAAGUCUGACAGCUUGGAAAGAAUUUUUUUUUUUUUAAUAGACUUGAGCUGGUGACUUACGCUGCACUUGUUCUGUACUAGUGCUGCUUGAAGUUUCACAUGUUCAGACCCCUGCUUUUCAGAGGCAAGUAGACUUGUUGGCGCCUUUGAGGUUGGAGCAUAUGCUCCCUUAAGUCAGUAUGCUUAAACUUUAAAGUAUCUUAAUUCUUGUUUUAAUAGUAACAUCUUUACAGAUUUUCAGCUACAUGUUGUAGAAAACACCUGCUCUUAGAAGCACAAGUUUUACUCAUUGAGUCACUGUAACCAGAAAACAUAGAAGCAUUUAUUUUAUUGCAGACUUUCAGAGUAGGCUGAAUAUCAACAAGUUGGUUAAUUCUGUCUGAUACCUGUGAAUUUCCUUUCAGGAUCACUUUAUGUCGAGUUAAAUGUAAACUUUGUUGAAAAUAACAAUUUAUUUUCAUGCUCAUUUCCUAAAAGAUAAAAGCAAUCAAGUGGGAACCCCUUUAUAUGUUUCUUGGUUUCCCUUUUUCAUUAUCCUAAGAUAAUGCUACUUUUAAGAUUUUUGAAUGUUUAGAUAUCAUGAGAGGUUUUUAUUUGAUAAACCUGCUGAGUCCCGUAUUUGCUUGGAAUACCUAUCUUAAUGACGAAGUUCCUGAAGUUAGUACAGUGAUUUCAAGAGCGGAUAUAAUGGCUUGAAUGCUAUUAAAGGUAAAUGGUAUCAGUUGAAAGUUUUGGGACAUUUCCAGCUUGGAUUAAAGGGAGGGUAUAGUUAUUAGUUGAAUACUAUUUGGGGUUGCUGAGAGAUCUUAAAUGUAACAGCAGGUUUUAUAGUUCAUUUUAUUCAGUUCACAAUACGUCAUUUGCAGAGUUGUGAAUGUAUUUGGUAUGGGUUUGGAGAGAGAUUGUGCAUUGCUUCUGAUUGUUAUUUUUAUAAUUACUAGAGAUGACUGAAAUAGAAAGAAAUGUAAUAACUGAGCUUGGAAGUGAAGUGUAAGUAUUUUGUGUUGAAAUUUUUAAAAAUGUCUUAAGAGCAUUAGCAGGUGGAAGAAACCAGGUAUUAAAAAUUAAAAAUGAGGCUGCAUGAACCUUACUAAUGUUGACUUUAAAGGUAAGACAUUGUAGGCAUAUCUGUGGACAAGCUGCCAGACAUUGAGCUACCUGUGAUACAUGCAGUUUUGCUUCCCCCACCCUACUACCUUGGUUCUAGGUAUCCAUCCAGGGCCUUGCUCAUGCUGGCCAAAUUGCUUAGCUAUAACCACAGUAAAUGGAAAAUAUAUUCUACCCCUAACCUUUGUAAUUGUAGAGAAAUUAUUAUGUAAAUAUUAAAUGAAAGUCAUAUCCCAUGUUGACUAAAAACCAGAAACCAGACUGCUAGUAUGGUUUGAUGAGUAUGUCUACUAGUAACAGAGUAAAGUAUUACCUUACUAAACAGCCUUAGUAAUUUAUCUGCAGUGGCAAAACCAGUUGUCAGGUGAUUUGUGGGGCUUUGUUUGUUUUUGUUUUUUUUUCCCCCUUAGGUUGAUUUGAAGUGCUAGGGAUUUGUGUGUCCUGGACACAUGUUCUGUCAUCAAACUUCAACUUGAAUUGUUCGGUUUUCUUGGGAUAAGUGGCUGCUGAAGUGUAAGGUUUUGCUAGCUAUGUCCUGAUUGUUUCCAGGCCUGAAUGUAAGAACUCCUUUAAAAUAAAGAUUUAUUUACCGCUA